Messenger RNA from Puccinia triticina, 513 nucleotides. RefSeq lists its product as uncharacterized. NCBI's taxonomy places the organism in Eukaryota, Fungi, Basidiomycota, Pucciniomycetes, Pucciniales, Pucciniaceae. The record is from RefSeq and is a predicted model, not a curated record. Bases 1 to 513 code for a protein of 170 amino acids. The transcript has a single exon.
AUGACCAAUCUGUAUGCCAUCCAGUUGCAAGAUGCGCACACAACGAUCCACCGACUGGAACAGGAGAUUGCUCGCUUACAAGAUGGCGUCAAUAUCCAGCUUAUCCGACUGCAAGACAAGCACACUCGAGUGCAAGCCAAACUUCAGAAGACAAAGGACAAGCUAGAUCAGGCCCAGAGGGACCUGUACCAGCAAACAUCCGAGAACACAAAUCUGUGCAGCAAGCUGGAAAUCAUGCAGCUCCGAAUGGAGGUGCGAGGCGGUACGAUGAUACACCAUCAGCAACCUCAAGGUGGUUUUUACGGCUCAGGCUUUAGUGGCCCAUUGAGAAUGGGAACCGGUGCAUUUCCAAGUCAAUCAACUGAGCCCCGUUACAUGGGCAGCGAAGCAGCGUUGCCAUCUGAGGCAAAUGAAGCUAUGGGGCAAGAUGUUUUUACCUCAAGUAUGCCCGCCCCACAAAGUGGUACUUCUUUCGCCGCCGAAUCGCUCCGAGCCCGUCACCUUACACAAUAG